AGAAGGGCAAUAACUCAUUAGCAGAAGCUCUGUACAUGUGCAUUCUGCUAUUUGCCACAUAUCUACAAAAGAGUUUCUUCAGAGCGCAGAGAAACCUGUGAACUGUUGGAAUAUUAUAAGUCUUCCCUUGAGAUGUCAGUCAAGAGCUUCAGUACAGUCACAGUCGCUACUGUGCUUAUUUUCUUCCUAAAGAUACAACUCUCAGUGCAAGCGCCGUUGAAUGGGUCAAAAUGGUCUUAUAUUGGUCCCAAUGGAGAGAAGGCCUGGCCAAAGAAAUACCCAUUUUGUGGAGGAGUAUUCCAAUCGCCAAUAGAUUUCCACAAAGAUAUUCUCCAGUAUGAUUCUAAUCUCUUGCCUUUAGAAUUCAUAGGCUAUAAUGUGCCCUCCACUGACCAGUUUACAUUGACCAAUAAUGGUCAUUCAGUGAAAAUGUAUCUGUCGCCUACUAUGUACAUCAGAAACCUCCCGUUUGAAUACACGGCAUCUCAACUUCACCUACACUGGGGAAACAGAAAUAAGUCAGAAGGCUCAGAGCACACAGUCAGUGGGAAGCAUUUUGCAGCAGAGCUGCAUAUUGUACAUUAUAACUCUGAGAAAUAUCCAGAUAUAACAGCAGCAAUGGACAAAGCAGAUGGACUGGCGGUUUUGGCUAUUCUUCUUGAGAUUGGACCCUUCAACCCGUCCUAUGAAAAAAUCUUCAAGCACUUCCGGAAUGUGAAAUACAAGGAUCAGACGGUCCAAGUCCCUGGUUUCAAUGUUCGAGCACUGCUUCCUGACAGACUGGAUGAGUAUUACCGCUAUGAAGGAUCACUGACAACUCCUCCUUGCUACCCUAGUGUUCUCUGGACAGUUUUCCGACACCCCGUUAAAAUUUCACAAGAGCAGUUACUGGCACUGGAAACAGCCAUGUACUGCACAGAGAGUGACGACCCAGAACCGCUGGAAAUGGUCGACAACUUCCGAAAUGUUCAGGAAUUCCAUGAAAGACUGGUUUUUACCUCCUUCCGUGAAGGUUUUCUUGUUUCUGUUGUAAUAGCCUGCGUUCUGGGAGUUCUCAUCAUUCUUGCAGUAGCCUUCUGGCUACUAAAGAGGAAAAGCUGCAAAAAGGGAGGCAAAGACAACAGAGGAGUCAUCUACAAGCCAGGCACGUACAAGGAGGAUGAAGACAUCUCCAAACUUUGAUACCCUGCUCUGUCACAAAAGCCUCUUUUCAUUCAUUGCACUGAUUUAUUCUGCAUUGGUGGAACACAUCUCUUGUUCUUGGCUAAUGAUAAGCCUCAAGAGCGUUUUAAAAACAUACCAGCCAAAAGUUUUCUGUAGCCCUUGUUCCCUUGUUUUCCAGGGAGAUAUGAUCAGUGAAUACUCCUGAGCUAAAUUCCUCACCACGUUCUUAUCAUGUUUGCUGCUUACUGAGUCUGGGUCUUUUAAUUGAUUUUACAGUUAAUCCUAAACUCCAAUUUUAUGGUUUGUUUAGCACAGAUUUUCCCACAGGUAUUCAAAUCUGAAGACACUCAUCAGGCUACAAGCACUCUUCCCUGCUAAAUCAAGGUAUUUGGUUUAACACCACGAAUAUAAACAAGGUAAAGAGCAAGGUGUAUUUGAGAUCAGAAUUUGAACUAGAUUGUCCAGUGGAUAGUUUUUAAAAUCACAGCAAAUGAUGCUAAUAGAUUCAGCAGUGGCUUUGUAACAGAAAUAUUAGAGGAAAAGACAAGUGUAAAUGCAAUGAGAGCCAUGUGGAUUAUUAAUAGGGUUCAGGCCCAGGAACUCAGUGCUGAAAAAAUACUACUGCUAGAGGAACAGCUCACUUUCCAGUUAUUACACAGACUCACAAAUCUGUUAUGGAGGUCAGCCUCUGUCUCUCAUUGGAAUGAGAGAAGCAUCUUGUCUUAUUAUCCUGCUCUUACUUAUAGUGUGUGUAUGAAUGUUGUAGAGAUAAUGCAGUUUCUUCAGCUUUUAAGUAGACUUGCUAUUUAUUCAUGAAAUCUUGAUUGAUUUUACAGUAUAUAUUACAACUGCAGUUAUACAGUAGAUGAUUUCGCUGAUUUAGUUCUCUGAAUUUAGCUGUUCAAUUAUUAGAAAAUAACUAAAAUUAUUUUUUCAAAUCCAUAAACUAGAUACUUUUGAGUAUUAUUAUGCAUUUUUGAAAGUGAGCAGCAUAAACCUAACUGUUUCCACUGAAGACAAUGUGAAAUGUCAUCGACUUUAGAAGAACAGUGUUUAGGCAGCCUAGCCCCAGAUGUAUACAGAACUGCUCUUGAAUCUGACAUCUUAAGUGAGGGUCUGAAAUGCUUCUACUUCAGUAUACAGGCAGGAAGUGACUGAGCACAGGUCUAUACCUAAAAUAAUUCCAAUCUGAACUUUACACUUAGAUUUGUUUUACAUUCAGUAGCACCACCACCACAUUUGUGAUUUUAAAUAAAUAAAUUCUUACUGUAUGUGUUUUCCCCUUUAAAGAUGGCAGAUGCAUAUUUAUAUUUUAGAUUCUUCCCUUUCCACUCCUAAGAAUGUUGUCUGAUAUGAAAAGCAAGCUUUUGAGUGAAAGGAGAAAUAAUCUUAUUAAUACUUACUGUACAUGAAAUUUAGGAGCGUAAUCUUGCAAUUAAGUACAUUGCAUUUGCCAGAAUUUUUCUCUCGCAUAAAGCAGCACAUAAAGAUCAUCUUGUCAAAAUGCUUUAAAUUACUUAAAAAGCAGCAUUUGUGUGCUAUGGGGAACAUUACUUACUCUUUGAAUACAGGUGUUUAAAGACAAGAACUGAUAAUAGAUUUUUAUGAUGUUUCUUUUGUUUCUUUUAUUUCUUCUAGAAGAAUAACAUUUUAAUUAGUAUUUUAAUCUUCAGCUGAGCUGAUCAGAAACAUCAAUCAAUCAGUCAUUCUCUUUUGCACACAACAUCCUUGGCAUCUGUAAAAAGAAACAGAAAAACCUCAGUCAAGUACUAUACACUUACUGUGAGGAAAAGUCUUGCAUUACCAGCAAAGAAAACAUAUUAGACAUUAGGCAAAAAAUGUCUCCUCCAGAACUAUUUCUUAAGCAAAAGAACAAACUGAAGAGGAAUUCACACAAAUCAUAUUCCUGCUGCUCCCACUUGUAACACCCUCUAAUUGCAUGGAGUCCUCCUGCCUUUGAAAACACAAGCACAUGGCAAUUUUUGUUUUUCCUUAACGUUGUAUUAUUAGUUUGCACUGCCAGUGGUCCCUAAGCUGAAAGAAUCUAAACCUAUAUGUUUUCUGGGCUCUUUAGCCACUAUCUUUUAAUAAAUCUAUUGAAGUAUCACAUUUUUUUAAUACUUUCCAGGACAUUUCUUUUGUCAUUCUUACAUGCACAUUUCAGAUGCCUGGAAAAAUCAAGCAUAAUCAGAAAGACAGAUGUUGUCAACACGCUACCAUAUUAAAUUAAAUCAAGUUACGAACAUCACCAUUCACUCCUUUUUAAAUGGAAUGACCUAUUUUUGAGGCUCCAAUAGCAGAAAUGAAGCCGAAAUAACUCUAGCCAGAAAAGA
Messenger RNA from Chroicocephalus ridibundus (black-headed gull), 3497 nucleotides. RefSeq names its product carbonic anhydrase 12 (gene CA12). Gene Ontology annotation, biological process: one-carbon metabolic process. Gene Ontology annotation, molecular function: zinc ion binding; carbonate dehydratase activity. The transcript has 10 exons. Lineage: Eukaryota; Metazoa; Chordata; Aves; Charadriiformes; Laridae. Gene Ontology annotation, cellular component: plasma membrane. The coding region runs from base 133 to 1182 and encodes 349 amino acids. The record is from RefSeq and is a predicted model, not a curated record.